Molecule: messenger RNA, 3160 nt
Organism: Oncorhynchus kisutch (coho salmon)
Lineage: Eukaryota; Metazoa; Chordata; Actinopteri; Salmoniformes; Salmonidae
Product: F-box/LRR-repeat protein 18
Exons: 8
Coding region: 790-2943 (717 amino acids)
Biological process (GO): SCF-dependent proteasomal ubiquitin-dependent protein catabolic process
Molecular function (GO): protein binding
Source: RefSeq, a predicted model, not a curated record
AGAUUCACAGAUGUCACACCUUUCCAUCUCUAAUGAGCAAGACAGACAAGAUAUGAUCUUUCCUCUUAAAUAGGAACUUGUUUCCCAUAAUGAAAACAUUAACAAUAAUUGCCAAUUGAGGCCCUAAAUGAGAAUUGAAGUCAUUUAUUUUAUUAGCUAGUAUGAACCAUUUUGGAGUGAAAUUACAUUCGGUUUUUUUAUAGGGAAGACAACCCUCUCUGGGGAAGACUUUGUAGGUGUGACUUCCGGAAAAUGUUCCGUCCUCAAUGUUCCGGUGAAACGCAGCGUUUUACUUCCGGUCGUUCCUGUCACAUGAAGCUAGUUCUCUGCUGGUAGACAUGCACUGAUUAAAAACACACACAAAAAAACUAUGACUUCGUCUGUUAACGGAAGAGUAUUGGAUGAAGAUAUGGACAAUCAAAUUGUACAGGCAAGACAGUUAAGAACAAAUGAUUAUUGACAAUCACGGCCUACACCGGCCGAACCCGGAAGACGUUGUGUCGCCGCCCUGUGGGACUCCCAAUCACGGCCGGAUGUGAUGCAGCCUGGAUUCGAAUCAGGGACGACAGAUCCAGCCCUUUCGACCUCUGCGCCACUCGGGAGCCCUGCUUCAGUGAUUUAAAUUCUACAUAUCCUCAGAGGGUAGAGGGAACUCGUAUCAGUGAUUUCAGUUCUACAUAUCCUCAAGAGGGUAGAGGGAACCAGUCAAAACAGCUCAUCAAGUCUGUCAGUGAAUACUAGGCUGUGUGUGUAGAGGAUGGGAUAGGGGUGGUGUCGGGGUCGAUCGGGAUGUCAGACUUCUCCGAUGAGAUCUUGUUAAGUAUCCUGCGCUAUGUCUCGACCUCUGACCUCGUGAAUAACGUUUCCCGGACCUGCCGCAAGCUACACACGCUCUGCUAUGACAAGACACUGCUGACCACGGUCACACUGUCUGAAGAAUACACGGCAGAUGACGGCGCUAUUCGCCAGGUGCUGAAGCAUCUAUCCAAUCACGUGCAGUCCCUCAGCCUUAGCGGCUGCUAUUGGCUGUCGGGUUCUACCAUCGACCGCCUGAUUCGCUGUCGCUCCCUGGUGCGUCUGGACCUAUCAGGUUGUCGCGUCACCUCCCUGCGUCUGUCCCGCCUCCUCUCAUCCCUCCCCCUCCUCCGAUCUCUCGCUUUUGACGUAUCGCCUGGCUUUGAUUCCGCCCAGCUGAGUGGGGAGGCCCGUGAUUCGCUGUCUCGGCUGUCGGAGCUGAGACAGACGGUCCUGACGCCGAGUUACGGGGUCGUUCCCUGCUGCUCCAGCCUCUUCAGUCUGCAGCUGCAGCUGGACAUACUUGACGUCACCAGGGAGGGUACCAGUAUGUGUUGCCAGUUGAUGAUGGGUCAGAGCAGUGUUCCUCACUACCAACAGCUGGAGGAGUUUACUGCAUGUCUGGCACCUGGAGAGGUGAACCAGACUCUACUCCUCCUCUACCUCGCUGUGUUCAGUGUUCGUGUUCCGGAGCGUCUCCACUCCUUCCUGGUUUCAGUUCCUGGUCCGAACCCCGCCCACUGGCCUGCUGCGUCCUCAUUGGCCCAUAGCCUCGUUCAGCAUGGCGACCUGGAAGCCCUGCAGUUGCCUCGCUCCUGGUUGGACGCCACGUCGCUAGGACGGGUCCUUCUUAGCAACGCUCCCAAGCACUUGAACUUCUCCCGUUGCCCCACGUUACGACAAACUGUCAUCCAAUCGCUGACUGGCACUGGAGUGAGAGACUCGACGCGAUUGGUCAGCCUGAAUCUUAGUGGUAUAGGCCACACCUCCAAUUAUCCAGAGUGCAGUAGAGCGCGGGGAGAGGAGGAGCUUGUUGCCGAGGCGAUGAGCCGGCUGGUUAUUUGCUGUCCCAAUCUGUCACACCUCAACCUGUUACACACACACUAUCACCAUGACAACGCACACACACCUGGGCUGGAGGCCAACACACACCUGUGUACCAGCCUGUCCAAACUCACACACCUCCGGUCUCUGGCGCUGCCCGCGUGCGCCCUGUCGGACGGUUCACACACACCGUCCCCUUCCCCCUCCCCCUCCUCUCUGCUGCUGGGACUGAGGAAGCCGUCCCGCGUGGGGCUCCAGACCUACAGGCCAGGCUCCGGGGACUCUCUCCCCAGGGAGGGCACCUCUGGGCUGGGUACCCUACUGGCCGGCUGCCCCUGUCUGGAGGUUCUGGAGAUAACAGGACCGGGCUUCAUCUCCGCACUGCCGCGUCUUGAGCCCUGUGCCAGGGUGUGUGUGGAUCAGAGGACGUGUGUGAACGCUCGCGGGGUGGGGGACACGCACGUUGCGGCUCUCCGGGGGUUCCGGGGGCUGCGGAGGCUGACGCUGGCGGGGCUGCCGGGGGUCCUGAAGGGGACUGGGCUGGUACAGGUGGCUGAGCACUGCCGGGACCUACAGGCAUUAUCUCUGGCCAACCUGGGGUCCUUAAAGACCUGGAACUACAGCGCCGCCCUGCUGGACACACUGAGGAACUGCACCCAGCUCACACAGCUACGGUUGGAGCAGCCCUACCUGGUGUGUAACGGUGCAUUCUGGGAGGCGUUGUCAUGCUGUUCUCGUCUCCGCCGCCUCUGUCUCAUCUCGCGGAACGGAACCUUCCACCCCGCUGCCGUGGUUACCUUCAUGGAGUGUUGCCGUGACGUCAUGAUGUGUCACAUGUUCUUGGGUGGAACUCUGGUGGCGUGUCGGACGCUACAGAAAACACUGCUAGACCGGUUCUCUGUGGAGCGUCCGGCCCUCAGUGUGGUCAUCUACCCUCUGCUCCAUGAAGACCUUCCAUUGGUCAUCAGAGACAUGCCCCUCCCACUGCUCGAUCAACUGACCCUCUUCCAAAGCCGCGUUGCCCAGGCCCCGCCCUCGUCACAAUUGGGACACCAGAGAGCAAAGAGGCAACUAGCCAAUCAGAGCCCCUCAUCACCAUGGUGAUGCCAGAGAGUGAAGAAGCAUCUAGCCAAUCACAGCCCCUCAGAUUAGAGGUCUUCACGGGUUCAAAAAGUUGGACCUGUUCCGAACUGGACCUGGGGCUGUCCCACCCGGACCCGAAGUGCAUCAAUUAUUCUGUUUAAUAUAGAGACUGAGGACAACUAGACCCCGUUCCAUAUCGACAUGGUUGGAUCCAGACCCGAUCUGAGUGAGAAAAAAA